UUCAUAGAAAACAUGUAUUUAAUUUUUUUAAAUAGAAAACUACUUUUUAUUAAGGAAUGGGCCUUCAUUGCUUUUUAGUUGAAGCCAUAGAAACAGAAUUCUAUGAACUUGAGUACAGUGCACGAUGUCAUAGUCAUUGACCUCGAUUGUGAUGCAGCUGUGAUGUCAUCAGAACACCUGUGAAGCAACGUUCUAGAGUUCAACCAUAUCAUUUAGACACUUGAAAGCAUUGCCUAUCACAUUGCUUUCUGCUCUGAACUAUCUUUGAUUUAAUAAUUAUACCAAGUUCUUGCAAUAAUGGACUAUCUCCAAUAUCUGAGCCAGUUUGGGCCCCUCCAUCCCUUCUCAUUGUUGACGAUGGUUCCUAAGGACGUUCUUGCCUCAUGGCUGAUCACACAGAUGACUGGAGGAUCUCCCGUGCCUGGAGUGGCUGCCUACCAGAUCCUGAACCAGUUCCAGCCCAACUCAGCCCCUGCCACCUUCCAGUCAAACUCCAGCUAUGGACAAGACCAGGACGAUUUUAUGGACUGGAAAGAGGGGCCCCAGAUCAACAACAGCAAUCAAGUGCCUUGUCAUCAGGAUGUGGAGCCAAUGGAUGUCGAUGUUGAUCAACAGAUCAACAACAGCAAUCAAGUGCCUUGUCAUCAGGAUGUGGAGCCAAUGGAUGUCGAUGUUGAUCAACAGAUCAACAACAGCAAUCAAGUGCCUUGUCAUCAGGAUGUGGAGCCAAUGGAUGUCGAUGUUGUUGUGGAGGUGAAAGACAACAGCCAAUCAGUAGCCACUUGGCAGGCAACAUUCUGGCCCAGCCAAUCAUCAGCUAAAGGCCAGGGAACAGUCUGGCACAACCAAUCAGCAGCAACUACCAAGACAACAGUCUGGCCCAACCAAUCAGCAGCCACUACCAAGACAAUAGUCUGGCCCAGCCAAUCAGCAACCACUACCAACACGACAGUCUGGCCCAGCCAAUCAGCAGCCGCUACAUUUUGGUCAUCUAGCCAGCAGAAUGCCGCUGCAUUUUGGCCAUCGAGCCAGACAGCCGCUAAACAAUCAUCCACUAGUCAGACAGCUACGAGCCAGACAGCAGUCUCCAACAACCAAUCAGCAGCCUUCACUAAGAGAGAUGGUGGUGAUAAGAGGAGCAGCAGCACUCACCAGGACUCUGACCAGGACUCUGACCACAAGAGAAGGAGGAUGUAAAUGUGAGGGACUCUAAGGGUAGUUUUAACCUAAAAUGGAGGGUCAGUGUCACUGCCAAAAGACUCAGUCCAACACAGAGCAUUCAAUGUGUGGAUCACAGCAUAAGCUGUGGAACCACAAGCUUGACUAUUUUUUAUAGACAAAUAAAUUGCAAACUGAAUUCA
Coregonus clupeaformis (lake whitefish) is the source of this 1361-nucleotide messenger RNA. RefSeq lists its product as uncharacterized. The transcript has 2 exons. NCBI's taxonomy places the organism in Eukaryota, Metazoa, Chordata, Actinopteri, Salmoniformes, Salmonidae. The record is from RefSeq and is a predicted model, not a curated record. The coding region runs from base 298 to 1197 and encodes 299 amino acids.